Gossypium arboreum is the source of this 1459-nucleotide messenger RNA. Its product is annotated as DNA repair protein RAD51 homolog 2. The transcript is spliced from 12 exons. Gene Ontology annotation, molecular function: ATP hydrolysis activity; double-stranded DNA binding; four-way junction DNA binding. Gene Ontology annotation, biological process: double-strand break repair via homologous recombination. Bases 28 to 1143 code for a protein of 371 amino acids. Gene Ontology annotation, cellular component: replication fork; Rad51B-Rad51C-Rad51D-XRCC2 complex. NCBI's taxonomy places the organism in Eukaryota, Viridiplantae, Streptophyta, Magnoliopsida, Malvales, Malvaceae. The record is from RefSeq and is a predicted model, not a curated record.
UGGCGGGAAAGAUCAGCAGAAAGGGUAAUGGCGAACAAGCUGAUCAGCGAAAUCCCACUCCCCAAAUCCAUCGCCAAUGUGUUCUCCGCCCGUAAUAUUUCUACUGCCAAGGACGCUUUAACUUUAACGGAAUUUGAGUUAAUGGAGUUGUUAGAUGUGGGAUUAACAGAAGUAAGAUCAGCAUUAUCACAGAUCAGUGAGAUCGUUGCUCCACCAUAUCAAACUGCACUUUCUUUAAUGGAACAAAGGCUUCAAAACGAGCACUUGGGAGGUCAUUUUCCAACAGGCUUGAAAGGACUGGAUGCAGCUUUAUGUGGGGGAAUUCCUUUUGGGGUUUUAACUGAAUUAGUUGGUCCAGCUGGAAUUGGCAAAACCCAAUUUUGCUUGAAGCUUUCGCUAUUGGCUUCAUUGCCUAGAAAUUAUGGAGGCUUGGAUGGUCGAGUAAUAUAUAUUGAUGUUGAAUCUAAAUUCAGUUCAAGAAGAUUGUUAGAAAUUGGAUUGAGAAGUUUUCCUGAAAUAUUUCAGAUGAAAGAGAUGGCACAAGAGAUGGCUGGCAGGAUCCUUGUUUUGAGGCCAACAUCACUUGCAGAAUUUACACAAAGUUUGGAACAAAUCAAAGUUUCACUCCUCCAAAAGCAAGUGAAGAUGCUGGUGAUUGAUAGCAUGGCUGCACUUGUUUCAGGGGAACAUGAGCAGGGUGCUCGUAGACAACAAACAUUGAGUUGGCAUAUUUCCUUCAUUAAGUCGCUAGCUGAAUUUUCACGAAUUCCAGUUGUAGUGACGAACCAAGUAAGAUCUCGAAACCAUGACGAUGCCUCUCGGUAUUCUUUCCAAGUUCAGAGUAGGGAUGGAGCUAUAGGGACUACCAUGCAAUAUGAUUCUCAUCUUGUUGCUGCUCUGGGGAUUCAAUGGGCCCAUGCUGUAACCACUCGUUUAGUGCUCGAAGCUAAAUCAGGUGAGAGGUUUAUAAAGGUGGCAAAAUCUCCCAUAUCUCCCCCUCUAGCUUUUCCUUUUCACAUUACUUCAUCAGGUAUUUCAUUGCUAAGUGAUGAUGGAAAAGAAGUGAUGGGACCUGAGAUAAACGCAAUUCACUGUCAAGGGCACAAUGAAAUAAUCAAUUUUGGAAUGGAAGGCUUGCAUUGAUGUAUCCUUUUCAGGCAUGAAUGAAUUCAUUUCGGAAAAUAAAUCAACAGAAUUCAUCGUUAAUCCACUUUACAGGUCAAUCUAGGAAUUGUUUUUUUCUUGAAUUUCAGUGAAUCUUGUUCAAGAUGAGGCUUCUCUUCCUUUUCCUUUCAACUUUGUAAAUCCUGCAAGAUCAACUCAAAAAGUAUGCUAAUGUCUGUCUUUACAGUCAAACGGUAUAAGGGAAAGGGAACAAUAGUUAGGUCCUUUGUUGGGUUAUCCCUCCCUUUAUUUGUAAUAUGUACAAAAUGAAAAUUUCCUGUCUUUUUUAUGGUAA